Molecule: messenger RNA, 3661 nt
Organism: Homalodisca vitripennis (glassy-winged sharpshooter)
Lineage: Eukaryota; Metazoa; Arthropoda; Insecta; Hemiptera; Cicadellidae
Gene: sud1
Product: prolyl 3-hydroxylase sudestada1
Exons: 11
Coding region: 232-1830 (532 amino acids)
Biological process (GO): peptidyl-proline hydroxylation; regulation of translational termination
Cellular component (GO): cytoplasm
Molecular function (GO): L-ascorbic acid binding; peptidyl-proline dioxygenase activity; iron ion binding
Source: RefSeq, a predicted model, not a curated record
AGGCUGCGUCAAAACAGUAUGGGCAGCCCUCUCCCAGCGUGUAAAGCUUUCUGCUAGGUCUUGUUUAGUUUUGUUUGCUACAACUGAUUACUGGGCCAUUCUAACCUCAAACUGGUUGUGUGUUUACGUUGCCCUACCACGUGAGAGAACAAGUUAAUUUAAUUUAUUAAGUGGAGUUAGGAUCAUCGAAGAAUAAAUUCUUAUGUAUAAUAUUUUGAAUGCGCUGAGAAAAUGAAUCCAGAAUGUGAGUUGGUACACCAUCCUGACCUAAAGCUUUAUCAGUUAAAAAAUGUAUUGCCUGAUGGUAUAAUCAAGGACCUUUCAAAACAAACACGAAAUUUAACCCUCUAUCUCGCACAGAAUGAUCUCCAUUGUUUCCGACACAGUGAAGACUUCUCAGUUCUGUCUGAAUUACCAGAUACGGUAAGAAAUUUUGUAAAAUUUAUGGAAACCACCAUGAGAAAAAAAGUGGAAAUGCUGUACGGUGUAAAGACAAAACAACAAAUAUCAAUGACAACUUCAUUGUACGGCAGAGGAGAUUUUCUUCUCUGUCAUGAUGAUCUCUGGGAGGACCGUCAGAUUGCAUUUGUACUCUAUCUGAGUGAAGAUAUUUGUGAACAGGAUGGAGGAUCUUUGAGAUUUUUUCAGCUUGAUGAAGAAUUAAAUCCUGUGGUUGGAAACUACAGGAAACAAUUUCAACCAGCAUAUAACUCUAUGGUGUUCUUCGAAGUCACAGAAACCUCAUAUCAUGAAGUUCAAGAAAUCCUCAGAGACAAGCAACGCCUGUCUAUUAAUGGUUGGUUUCACAAAGAAGGAAGAAAGAUGGUUAGGGUGAACCAAAAUGAGAAUAUGUUUUUAAGAACUAAAUUGUUUGGAUUUAGUCACCUUCAAGAGGACAUGACCAAGUCGAAUGUCCUGAGCAUAGUGGAGCGAAAGUAUUUGGCCAAAAACACAACAAAACAGGUUUGUAAAGAUUUACAAAAUACCAGGCUUGUUUCACUUCAAGGAUUCUUGGACUCCCAAUUUUAUAAUGCUUGUGCUGAGGAACUCAGCAACUCUAAGUUGGAAUGGCACCUAGAGGGACCACCCAAUCGUAGGAACUAUGAAGUUCUCAGAAUUGAGCAGGAUGAUAAUGAAUCAGUUUAUAUUGAAGGCCUAAGUCACUUGUCAGCUCUUAACAGGCUGAUAAACUUCUUGAUGUCAGACUACUGGUUGCGAUAUUUAGACAGAAUCACAAAAAAGGAUUUCAUUGUGUUGAAAGAUGAUCAUAUUCCUCCUACAUGCAUGGUUGAAGUCCAAAGGUGGAAAGAGGGGAGUUAUUCAGUUUUGGCAGAUAAUGAUUUUCUAAAAACAAAUUCAAGUGUUGAAGUUGUGUUUUUCUUCAAUGCAGAUAACAGAUAUUUUGAAGCCAAUGAGAGCUUGAGCAAAAGCAGUGAAAUAUACGGCCCAAACUUCAAGUAUAGUGGAAAUCUGAUUGUGUCUGUUAGUAAUGAAAUGCCUACGCCUGUACAACACAAACUAAAAAUGAUCAAGCAAACAAGAAUUUUACAAUCAAAGAUAGCUGACAGAAGUAAAAUUUCAAAGAAGGCGGAGAAACAAAUAAGGACAAUUGUAAAUGACAAGAUUAAAAGGAUGAUGGAGUACCGAGAUAAGAACAACUCCGUAAAGGCCUUAGAUUUCAUGUUGGCACCUAUGAAUAACAAUAUGGUGAUAAUGAUUCGAGACCACCGAAUGCCGUCUAUGUAUCACUCGUACAUGAAACGGCAAGGAGAAGCUACUGAACCCCAUAUGCGAUACCACUCUUUGACAGUGAACUACCUCAUAGCUUGAAUCGUACUGGUAGUUUUUAUUUUGUAGGAUUUUUAUACAUUAUCAAAGAACUGUAAAAGAGACAGAUGAGGACUUUCCUAAUUAAGUUAAUUUAGUACAUACCUGAUUUAUUAAGUUUUUGUAGAUUAAAUUUGUCCAGGAGCUGAAAGACAAGAUAAGUUGUCGAGAUGAGGUCUUCUUCUUCUAAUGAUCAAGCCUCAUUUUAGUGAUGGUAGGAAUAAUUUUACUACUGUAUAGGGUUUCAUACAUAGAACAUGCAUGCUAUUUGUUUUAAAACUCAGGGGAAAUUGUUUAAUGUUACUAAGAUAAUAAUAAUAGUUCUAUAUUUUAGUAUAAAACAAUCAUCAGGAAAUAAAACAUAAAGGAUCAUAUUAAAUAACAAUAUUAAUAAUCAUCAGAAAUGUAUAAAUAUAAUUAAAGUAGGGAUACGGCCAAAUCGCUUAAGGGGGCACUCCACCCUAGAAUUGAUGAAAAUGCCAAAAAUUUACAAAACUUUUUUUAUUACCUAGUUUUGUCCCUUGUACUUUUCUUAACAAUUUGAUAUAUAACAAGUACAGUUCCAAUGCUUAUAACUUGUUUAUUUUAUCUAUAAAUGAAACGCUAACACUUACUUCAGGCUAGCAGCCAUCGCUAUAGGCUGUUUUCCGAAAGUUUGGUUUUCACGCGUUUUCAUUUGUUGUGGCAGACAUAACUUAAGUUGUAUUUGAGAUAGCCUUAUAUAGCCUUGAGAUAACUGUUAACAUGUUAUUUGAUUUUGGUAACAUUACCUUUGUCGAACAAAUCACCUUCAAGUCAAUUCACUUAGAAAAUUGAAUUUUGUCCCUAGCUGUUCUCGAGAUUCAGAGAUUGUUCAUUCAAUCAUUCUUUGAAAUUUAAAUUAUGAAUAAGACAAUUUUGGUUCUCUUCACACUCUAAAGACUGCUCUUUCUUUUUGCGUGGUAUGCAUGUGCACCUGUACAAAUGCAUAAACAUUCUAUUUAUUUAUAUACAGAAUAAUCCAUAAAACAAUUAAAAACCAUUAGCUUUGGUUCUGAUUGACAGAAAAAUGCGAAUUGAGUAGAAUGUUCAUUUUAUCUUAAAUUAAUACACCUCUACUAUAUUAUUAUCACAAAGGCAAAGUACGGAGACGAAUCUGCCGCAAUCAUGGCUCGGAAAGGCUGCCCCCAGGGGGGAGUUCUGUCUCCAAUAAGAACAAUAAUACUCCUCAUGUCCUUUUACAUCCUUAUUUUUAGUCAUAGAAUAAUAAGUGAUGACUAAUUUUAAUCAUGUAAUCAACCUACAUAUUUUAUUAAAAUGUACAUGAGUAUUUCAAUGAAAAAUUACAAAAAGGUUUUAGAUGUUUUUAUGGGGCCAUCAAAAUGGGUGGGAAUGAGGAUAUAUGAGGUAUGACUUUUAAGUAACGAGACUGAUGCUGCUGGAGAUCAAGGAAGCAUGCCUCAACCGCCAUCAAUCAAUCAGUGUGAACUUUUCUCUUUAGUGUGCAGCUAGUCUUGCUUUUGUAAACAACACCAUUUACUCAGAACCUAUGUUUGUGUUAUUCUUGGUUUUUUUUGUUUUCCCAGAUAAAAUUGUUAGUGUAAUAAAAGAGUAAAGAAUUAUUGUGAAAUUCCACUUUAAACUUGGAAAAACCGCUACUGAAGGUUAUAAUUUACUGAAAGAAGUGUAUAGCAGUGAAUAUUUAUCGUGGGUACAUGCUUUUGUAUGGUUUAAGAGUUUUAAAGAUGGCAGAGAAGACGUUGAAGAUGAUUCAAGAUUGCCCUUCAAAGUCAAAAACGGAUGAAAAUGUUAAAAAUAUUAAUACCUUGAGGUAUUUUCUAAACUACGUCAAAGA